This is a messenger RNA of Kalmanozyma brasiliensis GHG001, 2790 nucleotides long. Its product is annotated as Helicase, C-terminal. Lineage: Eukaryota; Fungi; Basidiomycota; Ustilaginomycetes; Ustilaginales. The coding region runs from base 1 to 2790 and encodes 929 amino acids. Gene Ontology annotation, cellular component: nucleotide-excision repair factor 3 complex; transcription preinitiation complex; transcription factor TFIIH holo complex. The record is from RefSeq and is a predicted model, not a curated record. Gene Ontology annotation, molecular function: DNA binding; 3'-5' DNA helicase activity; hydrolase activity. Gene Ontology annotation, biological process: transcription initiation at RNA polymerase II promoter; nucleotide-excision repair. The transcript has a single exon.
AUGGCCGGAAACGACUCCGGCCAAGGCUCUCGGCCUCGCCUGACGGUCAAGCUGCGACCCAACUCGAACGCAGCCAGCACCGGCUCAAACACACCCACCUCUGCAGCAGCAUCUCGAGCACAGAGCUCGCGCAACACACCAGCAUACGGUCGUGAUGAUGAUGGCGAAGACGACGAAGAGCAAGCAUAUGCGCUAGAUGACGGGCUUGUCUCGGACGACUCGGGCGACGACCACGGCAGUAGCAGGAGGGCCGGAAAGGCGGCAGCGUCAAAGAAAGGCAAGAAGAACGCGGAUGCGGAUCCGGUGCAAGCGAUCGCUCGACAGCAUCCCUUGUCGGGAGCUGCUCCUCGCUUCAAUGGCCCUGCGAUGGAUGAAGAUGAUGAGCAGGCGCGGUACGAAUCCGGCGAGCUGCGAUUCCACACACGAGACUUUACCAAGAUGCCGCUCAAGCUCGACCACAGCAGUAGGCCUCUCUGGAUCUCUCCCGAUGACGGGCACAUCAUCCUCGAAGGUUUCAGCCCGCUUGCAGAGCAAGCGCAGGACUUCCUCAUCGCCAUCGCCGAGCCUGUCAGUCGCCCCGCCUAUAUUCACGAGUACAAGCUCACACCGUAUUCGCUGUACGCUGCAGUCUCGGUCGGUCUGCAACCCAACGACAUCAUCGAAGUGCUCAAUCGCCUCUCCAAGGUGCCCGUACCAGACGCCGUGCUCGACUUCAUCCGCGAAUACACAGCGAGCUUCGGCAAGAUCAAGCUCGUGCUCAAGCAGAACAAGUACUUUGUCGAGAGCGCACACCCGGAGAUUCUGCAGACGCUGCUUCAGGACAGCAUCAUCGGUGCAGCGCGAGUGCGCGAGGAUCCCAAUGCGGUCAGUUCAGGUCGAAUGGAGGUGCUGGGGAAGACACAAGCACCGACAAGGGGCGAUCUGGUCAUUCCAGGAACGGAAAGCGCAGCGAGGAAAGCACGACAAGCUGCCGCCGCGAAUGGGCAAACACCUGGACCAUCAAAUACUGGCCGAUUGGCAAAUGGUGCAGGCGCCACAGGACCCCAACCGGAGAGCGCAGAAGCCGCACGCCGAGAAGACGAAGCCGAUCUCUUCUCGGCAAUCAUCGGUGUCGACGAGGCCGACGAGCUAGACGAGGACGACACCGUCCACAGCUUCGAGAUCGCCGAGGAGUACAUCGAGCAGGUCAAGAAGCGCUGCAACGAGAUCGGCUUCCCGAUGCUAGAAGAGUACGACUUUCGCAACGACCAGCUCAAUGCCGAUCUUGAGAUCGAUCUCAAGCCCAUCACGCACAUCCGACCGUACCAGGAAAAGAGUCUCGCCAAGAUGUUCGGCAAUGGUCGUGCCCGCAGCGGUAUCAUUGUGCUGCCGUGUGGUGCGGGCAAGACGCUCGUCGGCAUCACGGCCGCCUGUACCAUCAAGAAGAGCUGCCUCGUGCUGUGCACCAGCAGUGUCAGCGUCAUGCAAUGGCGGCAGCAGUUCCUGCAGUGGAGCAACAUUCAAGACAACCAGAUCAGCGUCUUCACUGCUGACCAAAAAGAGAAGUUCUCUGGCGCCUCGGGCAUUGUCGUGUCGACCUACUCGAUGGUGGCCAACACAGGCAAGCGAUCGCACACGUCGCAAAAGAUGAUGAACUUCCUCGAGAGUCGCGAGUGGGGGUUCAUCCUGCUAGAUGAAGUCCACGUCGUUCCCGCUAGCAUGUUCCGCCGCGUCCUUACGAAGAUCAAGGCGCAUUCGAAACUCGGUCUCACCGCCACGCUGGUGCGAGAAGACGAAAAGAUUGACGAGCUCAACUUCCUCGUCGGUCCCAAGCUCUACGAGGCCAACUGGAUGGACCUCGCUGCCAAGGGCCACAUUGCGACGGUGCAGUGUGCUGAGGUGUGGUGUCCCAUGACGCCCGAGUUCUAUCGCGAGUACCUUCGCGAGAAGAGCCGCAAGAAGAUGCUGCUCUACUGCAUGAACCCGAACAAGUUCCAAGCGUGUCAGUUCCUCAUCGACUACCACGAGAAUCGCGGCGACAAGAUCAUCGUCUUCAGCGACAACGUCUUCGCACUGGAGGCGUACGCCUUUAAGCUCAAGAAGCCCUUCAUCCACGGUGGUACGGCGCACCUGGAACGCAUGCGCAUCCUGCAGAAUUUCCAACACAAUCCUCUGGUCAAUACGAUCUUCCUCUCCAAGGUCGGAGAUACAUCGAUCGACCUACCUGAGGCGACGUGUCUGAUCCAGAUCUCGUCGCACUUCGGAUCGCGACGUCAGGAAGCCCAGCGCCUUGGCCGAAUCCUUCGUGCUAAGCGUCGAAACGACGAGGGAUUCAACGCCUUCUUCUACAGUCUGGUCAGCAAAGAUACAGCAGAGAUGUUCUACUCGACCAAGCGACAGCAGUUCCUCAUCGACCAGGGAUACGCGUUCCGAGUGAUCACGCACCUGGUAGGGAUGGAGAACAUGCCAGGGUUGGUGUACAAGAGCCAGGCGGAGCAGAUCGAGCUCUUGCAGAGCGUGCUCAUCGCCAAUGAAUCGGACGCCGAUCUGGGGAGCGAUCUGGCAGGCACCGAGUUUGGUGGUGGUGCGAGGCGGACUGGUGGUAGCAGCAGUGCAGGAGCGCUGAACGGCAGCACUGUAGCAAAGGCAGCCAGAACCACGGGCUCAUUGAACGCCUUGAGUGGCGCCCAACACAUGUCCUACAUCGAACGCAAUAGGUCGGUCAACAAGUCGCUCAAUAAGGAGGGUGGAAGGCAUAAGAUGUUCCAGAAGCGAGCGGAUAAGGCCAAGCGGAAGGACCGGGAGGAGUGA